Messenger RNA from Closterium sp. NIES-67, 7248 nucleotides. The record is from the annotation of a GenBank genome assembly. NCBI's taxonomy places the organism in Eukaryota, Viridiplantae, Streptophyta, Zygnematophyceae, Desmidiales, Closteriaceae.
GGUCUGCUCCAAUUUUUUCCAAUGAUCCCCCCCUCCUUUCCCUUGCCCAACCCCUUCCGCCUUUCAGAAUGGCAGCGGUUCUGCUCGGUUCAAUUGUUUGUUGGUCGUUCGAGCUCGGUUCAGCUAGGUCGAGCCUCGUUAGCUUUAGGAAAGCUGUACUGCGUCUCCUGAUUGUCUUCCUCAGGCCGCUGUUGGCCGAUGUGCUGUGCGGGCAACGUCCGCCUGGUUUGCGAAUUUGCUCGUCUGCUGAAGUUCCGUGUCAUAACUUCCAAACAGUCUCGUCGAAACGAUUUUUAGGGAUUCACGAAUCCUUCGUUUCGUGGUAAGCUCAGGAGUUCCGACUCUAGUUCGGGUUCCAUCAUCUAUUGUCCGACGACUCGGAGUCGUCGCCUGGUAGCGUCUCGACCUAUGUCCUCGCAUGCAGCGGCGACAAUAACUCCACUGUCACCUCCGCAGGUCACUUUUGAGUCGACUCAAAAGUAGCGUCUCGACCUACAUGUAUCGCCUCGACCUAUGUCCUCGUAUGCAGCGGCGACACUAACUCCACUGUCACCUCCGCAGGUCGCGCGUGAGUUGCGCAGAAAACCACGGCCACGAUGACGGGGCCCCGCCGCAGAACACGGAACUCCGAGCUCGGCGAGCCCCGGGAAGGUCAUCGGAGUUCAAAACGUUUCUCUCCUCAUAACGCUCAGGCUCCGAGCAACGCUCAGGCUCCGAGCAACGCUCAGGCUCCGACUCGGAGCAGCGCUUUAGGGAUCCCGGAACCACUGCCACUGGUUCCGAUGGGCCGUGGGCGUCAUACUACCUUCGCGAUCCUCCUAAUCUUCUUGUAUUGCUCAGCAGCGGCAACGCUGAGAGCCGCUGCUGCCGACCCACUGGCAAAUACCGCCUCCCCUGGAGACAUCACUGCUGAUACUCCCAGCGCCGAGCCAAGCCUGACCGAUUUGGCCGAGCCAACAGGCUCGGGAACACCGAACGUGUUUCUUGCUUCGGACUACAGCACCGGUGCAACGGUAGCCUCGAAUGGAGCCGAAACUAGUACUUUCACUGCCACUGCUACCACUGCCCAAGCCAAUGGCAGUGGUACUGCCGCUUCUGACACUCCCAGCACCGAGCCAAACCUGACUGGCUUGGCCGAGCCAACAGGCGGCUCGGAAACGCCGAACGUGUUUCUUGCUUCGGACUACACCUCCAGUGCAACGAUCAGCUCCUAUGGAGCCACGAACCCCUCUGCUGCUGGCGGUGGGCUCUUCACCACUGCCUCUGCUGACGCUGGUACGGUUGUUGGUACCGCCACUACUGCUGGUACUGGUGUUGGUACGGCCACUACUGCUGGUACUGGUGUUGGUACCGCCACUACUGCUGGUACUGCUGUUGGUACCGCCACUACUGCUGCUACUGCUGUUGGUACCGCCACUACUGCUGCUACUGCUGUUGGUACCGCCACUACUGCUGGUACUGCUGUUGGUACGGCCACUACUGCUGGUACUGGUGUUGGUACCGCCACUACUGCUGGUACUGGUGUUGGUACGGCCACUACUGCUGGUACUGGUGUUGGUACGACCACUACUGCUGGUACUGGUGUUGGUACCGCCACUACUGCUGGUACUGGUGUUGGUACCGCCACUACUGCUGGUACUGGUGUUGGUACGGCCACUACUGCUGGUACUGGUGUUGGUACGGCCACUACUGCUGGUACUGGUGUUGGUACCGCCACUACUGCUGGUACUGGUGUUGGUACCGCCACUACUGCUGGUACUGCCACUGCACCUCCCCCUCCUCCAUCCGCCCCCUCCUCUGGCCCCUGCAACGUCACUGCUACCAGCAUCUCCUGUGUCGGCUUCUCCUCCUCCUCCUCCUCCCCUAUGCUCUCCUCGCCCUUCUUCCAGCUCAAUGGCGAUGCCCAGGUGGGCCCCGGACCAAACUUCCCCAUCUGGCUCGACACCACCACCAACGCUGCCGGCUGCGCCCUCUCCAUCCCGAGCCUAAACCUCAGCCUCGGCACCGAGGCAGGCGGCACUGGAAGCGGCAGCAGCAGUGGUGGGGAAUUGGUGGCGUUUGAGGCGGCGUUCUCGUUUUCGUUUGCGGCGAGGGCGGAUUACAACAGUUGGGGCAACCGGGGGCUCGCGUUCGUGAUCACUGCGGGGGAGAAGACCGCGUGUGGGCGGAGCGCUAAGAGCGCCAUAGGCUACGGGUUUGCCCCCAACAACUCGUUUGCACAAAGCAUUGCGGUGGAGAUGCGAUCUCGGCCGACCGCGUGUGUGGCGGUGGUGGUGGGGGGGGAGGUGGCAGGCGACAACUGCGCCGACUCCGAUGCCAUGGCGCUGCUGCCCCCCGCUCAGGCCUUCACUCUGAACGAGCCCCAGCACGUGUGGGUGAGCUACGACGGCAGCACGCGCGCCCUGCAGGUGUUUGUGUCGCCAGGGGGGUCGCCCUCCAAGCCGCAGUCCGCCACACUAGUCGCGCCUGUGGACGUGCGGGCUGUUCUGGGGGCCACCUCGGGCAUCUCGGUGGGAUUCACGGGGGGGUCGUGGUGGACGUGGGUGGACGACCUGGAGGACCACAUCAUUCACUCGCUCUCCUUUGAAGCCGUCCCCCCCGGCUCCCAGCAGUCUCUGCCACCCUCCGCUCCCCCCAGCAAGUGCCGGCUCACCUCCUCCAACACGCGCCUGGCUUGCACCGGCUUUGCCGGCCGCUCACCCUUCUUCCUCAACGGCUACGCGCAUGUGGGGCCCGCACCCGACUUCCCUCUCGUCCUCGACACGGGUGGCACUGCUGGCAGUGCGCUCACUCUUGCUGACCUGGCGCUCUCGCUGGAUGCGUCCACGUCAGCAGGAGGAGCAGCAGCAGCAGCAACAACAGCAGCAGCGGCAGCUGUGGUGGCGUUUGAGGCGGCGUUUUCGUUCUCGGUGUUGACGGAGACGUCGUAUGGCUACAGGGGCAGCAGGGGCCUGGCGUUCGUCAUCACGAGCGGGGACAAGACUGCGUGCGGGUCGAGCGACAUGGGGGCCAUAGGGUACGGGGGAGCAGCCCCAGGGGCGUUCAACGGGAGCGUGGCGGUGGAGCUGCGGUCGGGGCCCACCUCGUGUGUGGCUCUGGUGGUCAACGGCAAGGCAUCAGGCGACAACUGCGCUGCUGCCGACCAGAUGACCGGGCUUACAGGGGAUAAGGCGUUCGCCCUGAACGAGCCGCAGCACGCGUGGGUGGCGUACGACAGCUCGUCCCAGUCCCUGGAGGUCUACCUGGGCGGCAGCGACGGGGUGAAGCCCGAGGAACCCGUCUUGAGGGCGGCUCUCGAUCUUGUGGCUGUGAUUGGCGCCACGUCAGCAUCUGUGGGCUUCACAGCUGGCACGUGGUGGUGGGGAUGUGGCGACACCGAUGAUCAUCACCUUAUCCACUCGUUCACCUUCAACACUGUCACCCCAGGCUUCCUCCCAGCAGCACAGCCCACCCCAACAGCCACCUGCAGGGCAACGAAAUCCUCCCUGCACUGUGCUGGCUUUGCCGGGUCGGCCCCCUUCGACCUCAACGGCUACGCACAGCUGGGCCCGGCGCCGCUCUUCCCUCUCUGGCUGGACUCCUACAACACCGUUGGCUCCGCCCUCUCCCUCUCGCCCCUCCCCCUCCUCACCCCCUCUGGCCUCUCCACCGCCUUUGAGGCCGCCUUCUCCUUCACCUUCCUGGCUGACGAGUGUGCGGCCAACGUGAGCGUGGGUCGAGGCUUCACCUUUGUGCUCACCAAUGGCCCAACAACAGCCCUCGGGCAUGCAAACGCAAGCUCCCUGGGCUAUGGCUCGGCGGGGGGAGCUUUCCUCAACAGUGUGGCAGUGGAAUUUCGCCUGUGUCCCGUACCCUGUAUUGCCGUCUCUGCUAAGGGAGUCGUGGCAGGAGAUGGUUGUAUUGGUGCAGAGUAUGCAGCGACGCUUUCAGACGCCGAGGCCUUUCCUCUCAACACCCAGCAGCAUGCGUGGGUGAGCUACGAAGGAGCCUCCCAGACGCUCAAGGUGUUUCUGGCUGGAGCUCCUUCCGCUCCCUCCACUUCCCCGGUCAAGCCAGCUGUACCGGUGCUCACUGCAUUUGUGGAUAUCCCGGCGAUCCUCGGCGCCACGUCAGCGUCGGUGGGGUUCACAGCUGGCACGUGGUGGUGGCAGUGGGGAGCGAACGAGCGGCAUAUCGUACACGACCUGGCGUUCGUUGGAGGAACCUUCUUUGAGACUUCCAGUGUGACUGCGGAGCUGACAGCCCGAUUCGACCCGGCAAACCAGACAGAGCUAGCUGCAUACUCUGUCUCAAGCAUAGCCCCCUCUCCCACCACCAAUACCACCACCAGCACGGCCACCAGCAGCACAACCACCACCAUCACCACCACCACCACUCCAACCACCGCUCCCACCACCGCUACCACCACAUCCGCCUCUCUGGCGUCUCUCACCCCCGGCUCAACGCCACCUACCAUGGAGCUCCGCUUUUCUCCAGAAGCCAGUAUGCUUCCAGGGGCUCAGAGGCCGCUUGUGGCUCGGCAGCAAACCACCGCCUCUCACCCUGUGGUGCGUGCACACGUGUACAUAUCGAACACUGAGCAGUGGCCCAUGGCUGACGUGGCAGUGACGACGCGCAUCACAUACCCCAACGGCACGGACGCCUCGCACUGCUUUGUGUUCAGCGACCCUGUGCUGGACGGCAUUGCGUAUGUGAACGGCGCAGGAGCCCUUGCCCCAAACUCGUCUGCCUCAGUCGAUUGGCUGCUCCUCGUGCUUGACUGCGCCGCCCCUGCUGCCCCCACCAACUUCAAACUGGGCGGCAGUCUGCAGUACACGCUACCAGACACGUCAGCAUCAUCAGUACCGUCACCAUCAGCACCAUCAGCACCAGCACCAGCAUUAUCUACUGCAGGUGCCACGUCAGCACCAUCACCAGCACCCUCAGCAACAGCAGCAGCAGCAACAGCACCAGCAGCAGCACCACCACCAGUGGUGAAGCAAGUGAAUCUAACGAGCGUGCGUGUAACAGUGGCUCCGCCGCCCAAGCUGCAAGUGCACUACUUCGUGCCCAAGCACGUGCAAGGGGACGACCUGGAUACCCCACAGGUGGAGGCCCCAGUGCCCAUUACCCUUGGAGCACUGGUGUAUAACGCAGGACAUGGUACAGCUGCUGCUGUCGCCACCCAGUCACUGCUGCCCGUUGUUAACGCCACAUCAGUGCCUGUCACUAUCACACAGACGGCUGUCGGGGAGGAGCCCCAGCCUCCAUCCUUCUCCGUUCAGAUCGGCAGCAUCCCCCCUUCAGGCACAGCCAUGGUGCGAUGGACCAUAGAGGCCAGCCUCACUGGCACAUUCGAUACUGUCACCACCAACUCCUCCUCCUCCUCCUCCUCCUCCUCCUCCUCCUCCUCCUCCUCCUCCUCCUCCUCCUCCUCCUCCUCCUCCUCCUCCUCCUCCUCCUCCUCCUCCUCCUCCUCCUCCUCCUCCUCCUCCUCCUCCUCCCCCUCCCCCUCCUCCUCUCUCCUACCCGGCCUCUCCCCCAUUCUCAAGUCUGUCGACGUUCACAACCUCGUGCACGUCGUCUACCUGCUCGACCCUUCCUCAGGUGCCCCAGCGCCGGGCGCGGGUGACGAUGGCUUGCCGGAUUUCCUGGUGGACGACGACGGGGACGAGCAGAGCCUGCCGGACGCUAUCUACAGCAGUGCUGGUAACCGCGUGCUGCCGGUAACUGCUGUUCCUCGCAGCGCUCUCACUCUCGGCCGGCCGCUCUUCACCAGUGAAACCCGGGCCAAGCUCACAGUGGCUGUGGACUGGUCGUCUCUCAAUGCAGCAGCACCAUCAGCCACAGGGGGGUGGAGCUACGCUGCCUUCGCAUCGCUGCUGCCUUCCCACUGCUGGAAUCUCACCGGUGCUCUUCGAUCCGACAGCUCUCAGCUGCCCGUUCCUUUCAACGCCUGGACCUCCUUUCCCUCCUCACCCUCCCCUUCCACCACCAAUACUGGCACUGCCACCACUGCCAGCAUUGCCAGCACUGCCAGCACUGCCAUCACUGCCCCUGCCCCGACUCCUGCUUCUUCCCCCCUUCCCUCCCUCUCAGCUGACACCACGCACAUUCUCGACCUCUCCUCUUCCCCCUCCUUCACUCUCUUUUACUCCUAUUUCGACCAGACCCUCUCCUUCCCCCACCUCCCCCCUGCUACCAGGCCUAAACCCCCUCCCUCCCCUCCCCCUAAACCUCCCCCUAAAUCUCCCCUAAGCCCCCCACCAAAACCGCUCACUAGCCCUCCCCCACUCAAACCACCUCCCUCUCCCUCUCCCAAACCCCCUCCUUUCCCUCCCCCUAAACCUCCUCCCUCCCCUCCUCCCAAACCCAUCUCCAGCCCACCGCCCAAGAAGCCUCCCCCCAGCCCUCUGAGACCCCCUCCCAGCCCUCCUCCCAAGAAGCCCAGCCCCCCGCCACCCAAACCCCCCUCUCCCCCGCCGCCCAGGCGCAGAUACCCUCCGCCACCCAGGAGGCGAUGGGGCUUCUUCCCUAGGUGGCGAUAAAAGGCUGGGAAGAAUUGUUUCCCAUCCAACCCCUCUAAACCCCCUCCCACCCCACCUUUCAAGAAGCCAAGCCCCCCACCACCGAAACGCCCCUCACCCCCACUGCCCAGGCGCAGAUACCCUCCCACCCCCAGGAGACGAUGGGUCUUCAUUCCUAGGUGGCGAUAAAAGGUUGAGGAGAAAUCCUUCCCACCCAACCCCUCUCAACCCCCUCCUACCCCACUAGGCCCGCCUCCCAGGGGCCAAGCCCCCCACCACCAAAAACCAAAUUCGCCCCCAUCGCCGAGAUUCCUUCUCCCACCACCCACCAAGCGAUAGGGCUUUUUCCCUAGGUGCCGUUGACAUGUUGCAGUCAGGGCGUGUUCCUAAAGUCCCCUGUAAAACAUUCUUCUAUCAUACUUGUGUCCCACUCCACCGUACUGAAUCGCAUUAUACCGACUCCGAGUCAAACCUAGCUGUAAAGAACCACGUGCAGGAUGUUCCAGCACCAACUACCUCCUUACCAAAUCAGACUCAUUAAGGGAACCAAGAUGUUGAAACAAAAGAUUGGUUGCUACUGCAUCUCCCCCCUCCCCCCAGAAACGCCCCAAACCACCACUGGUGGAAACGUCAUUUGAACAUGAUUUAGCCUGCCAUAUUUCUCCAAAACCCGAGAUUCUUCUCCACCCACUCCCUCACAGAGAGGCCUCAGGCCACAUGGCCACCAUGAUCCACUCUAAUG